GAGGGGAGAAGGAGGAGAAAGAAAAAGGAAGAAGGGAAGAGAAAAGGAAGUGGAGAGGAAAGGAGAGGGGGGGAGGGGAGGAGGAAAAAAGAGGGGGAAGAAGAGGGGGAAGGAAGAAGGGGGAGAGGGGAGGAGGGAGGGAGAAGAGAAGAGAAGGGGCAGGGAGAAGAGAAGGAAAGGAAA
Colossoma macropomum (tambaqui) is the source of this 183-nucleotide messenger RNA. RefSeq names its product sperm protamine P1-like. NCBI's taxonomy places the organism in Eukaryota, Metazoa, Chordata, Actinopteri, Characiformes, Serrasalmidae. The transcript has 2 exons. The record is from RefSeq and is a predicted model, not a curated record. The annotation marks the transcript as partial.